AUGGUCCGCUCAAAUUUGUCCCUUUUCUUCUUUCUAUUCACAUUGCCUGUCAUUUGCUAUUCGUUUAUCGUCUAUGGAGAUGAACGAUCGAGAAGAAGUGCCUAUGCAAAUAUGGAUCUACACCAAUUGGUGACAAGAUCGAGGAAUUUUUUACCUCAGGAUCAAACAAUCAAAACCAAAGUGCUUUAUGUGCCCGAUUCGAUGAUUAGAAGUGAUUCCGAUAUUUCGAGUCUUGAUCGAUAUCGUGUUUGUUUCUUCUCACCAAUUCAAUGUUAUCUACCACCAAAAGGAAAA
Messenger RNA from Mesorhabditis belari, 294 nucleotides. The record is from the annotation of a GenBank genome assembly. NCBI's taxonomy places the organism in Eukaryota, Metazoa, Nematoda, Chromadorea, Rhabditida, Rhabditidae.